This is a messenger RNA of Plectropomus leopardus (leopard coralgrouper), 621 nucleotides long. The record is from RefSeq and is a predicted model, not a curated record. NCBI's taxonomy places the organism in Eukaryota, Metazoa, Chordata, Actinopteri, Perciformes, Serranidae.
AUUAAAUUCUCCUUUUUCUGGAUCCUUUUCUCUGCAGGCUUGAGAUGUCCUCAUGGCAUCACCUGCCGCUCUUUUCACACCAGCAGCAGGUCGGCAAACAAGCAGGACUUCUAUGAAGUCUUGGGUGUCUCUCGCACCGCGACACAGAAAGACAUCAAGAAGGCGUACUACCAGUUGGCGAAGAAAUACCAUCCAGACACCAACCCAGAUGACCCAGAGGCCAAAGAGAAGUUUGCCAAGCUGGCUGAAGCCUAUGAGGUGCUGAGUGACGAGGUGAAGAGGAAGCAGUAUGACACAUACGGAGCGGCGGGCUUUGACCCGAGCCGUGCUGGGGCAGCAGGCCAGCAGUACUACAGGGCCGGGGGGAGCAAUAUAAACCCCGAGGAGCUCUUCAGGAAGAUCUUUGGAGAGUUUACAGGAGGAAUGGGCUUCGGAGACAUUCACAACAUGUUUGAACAAAGACCCGAGUUUGUGAUGGAGCUUACGUUUUCAGAGGCAGCGAAGGGUGCGAAUAAGGAGCUGACUGUGAACAUUGACGACACCUGCCCGAGGUGUGACGGCAAAGGCAACGAGCCGGGCACCAAAGUGUCUCACUGUCAAUAUUGCAACGGCACCGGCAUG